AUGAUGGAGCGCGACUUGUGGGGAUUCUUCGAUGGAUCGGCAUCGAAGCCCACGACGGACGCUUCAACCGCGGAGAAGGAAGCGUGGGUGCGCAAGGACAAAAAGGCGUUUGCCUUUCUUGUCUCCAAGCUAAGCCUCCAACUCGUCCCGAUCGUGAGCCCUUGCAUCGACCGUGACGGCGCGACUCGUGAAGCGUGGAAGCGACUCGAAGGAGAGCACGUCUCCAAGUCACUUCAUAGCAAGCUUCAAGCGCGCCUCGACUUCUUCACGGUGCGGAUGAAGGACGGCGAGUCAAUACGCGCGUACGUUAACCGCGUGGAGGAGCUUGUCGAGCGUUUGGUGGAACUCGACGCGAGCGUGGAGGACAACGAUUGGAUCAUGACGCUCCUCGCGGGCCUCGGUGAAGCAUGGUCAACGGUGAUCACGAUGUUGGAUGGGACGCAAGAUACAUGGAAGAAGGAGCAAGUGGUGGCACGCCUCAUCAACGAAGAGGCGAGGCGCGCGAAGUUGCAUGGCGAUGCAAUCGGCGCGGCACACUUCUCCCGCGAUGCGAAGGCGAAAGGGUCGGGUCACUUCAAGCGGCGCAACGACGGCAACAACCGCGGGAGUUCGAACGGGAGCGCGGCGACCUCAAGCUCAUCACGAGGAGGAUCGGCCAACGCCAAUCGAGCUCGGGCGCGAGAUGGAGCUUGUCGGUUUUGCAAGAAGACGGGACAUUGGUGGCGCGAUUGUCCCGUUAAACCGGCAAAUUGGAGGCCGUCUUCAAGUGACGACAACCGGCGCGCGCAUGUGGCGACAUGCGACAACAACGACCGGGAGUUCGUCUUCGUCGCAAGUGGAACGACCGUCGGUGAUGUUGACGCGUGGGUACUCGAUACGGGUGCUACUCAACACAUGACGGCGAGCGCGACGCUUCUCAACAACGUGACAACGGUGGCUCCCGUUAGGCGCGUGAUGUUCGGCAACCGUGACACCUUGGAUGUCACGGGACAAGGCGACUUGCGGCUCAUGGUGGACGGCGGUCCACUCACCAUCAAGAACGUCUUGGUGGUUCCCGGGCUCGGCGCCAACCUCCUAUCCGUUUCUCAAUUUACACGCAAGGGGAUGCGUGUGAAUAUUGAAGGGACCACGAUGGCGUUGAGCACGGCGGACGGCGUACACAUCGGCACGGCACGCCAAGCGGGAGGACUCUUCAUGCUCGACGCUCUUCCGAGCGUGGCGAGGGCUCAAGCGGCUACCUCGACAACAACUCUCUCGACGUGGCAUAAUCGUCUCCUCUCCCAUGCUCACGCGGAGAAGCAUUGGUGGGGUGAGGCGGUUACGUUGGCAACAUGGAUUCGCAACCGGUGCGUGACCAAGGCGUUGCCGAACACGACGCCUCUUGAGGCUUGGAGCGGUACGAAGCCGGACGUCACCGACCUUCGCACGUUUGGGUGUACGUGCUACUACCAUGUCCCGGAUGCCACACGGACCAAGCUUGAGGCGAAGGCGCGGGUGGCGAUGUACUUGGGUCCAAGCGCGGAUCACAAGGCGUGGCGUGUGUGGGACUUGGAGCACGGGAAGCUCGUGGUGUCGCGCGACGUGGUGUUCUACGAAGACACCUUCCCGUCCAAGUUGAUGCACGUGCCCUCGGUCAUCAUUGUCCCUCCCCCCUUGGAUGCCGCGGAUGAGGCGGAUGUUGCUCCUACGGCUUCUCCUCCUCGUACGAGUGAGGGGGAGAAUGGAUCGGGUGCGGUUGGAGUGAGUGCGGAUGAAGAACAUGCCAAGGAAAGUGACCCUUCAUCUCCUCCUCCUAAAAUCACUCCCACCCUCGCAUCCACUCGCACUCGGAGGACUCCUCGUCCCAACUCCAAGUUGGAUGACUACUCUCUUGUGGCGGGGGAUGAUAAGGGAGGGGGAGAUGCUAUGUGUCUUGAGGCAUACACCGACACACCGUCCACCUACCAAGGCGCCAUGAGCUCGGCGGAAGCGGCGGAAUGGGAACGUGCGCUUCAAGCGGAGUACGAUUCGCUCAUGGCGAACGACGUCUACGAGCUCGUCCCCAUGCCCCCCGGCGCCUACCUCGUUGGCUCUCGUUGGCGGACGUGA
Molecule: messenger RNA, 2088 nt
Organism: Closterium sp. NIES-65
Lineage: Eukaryota; Viridiplantae; Streptophyta; Zygnematophyceae; Desmidiales; Closteriaceae
Source: the annotation of a GenBank genome assembly